AUGGGGGAAAGUUCUGGAAGGAAGCUCAUGGUCCAAGUUUGCAACGCCAAGAACCUGAUGCCAAAGGACGGCCAAGGAACCGCGAGUGCUUACGCCAUUGUGGACUUCGACGGCCAGCGACGGCGAACAAACACGAAAUCGAGAGAUCUCAAUCCUCAAUGGGACGAGACGCUCGAAUUCAUUGUCCACGAUAAAGACUCCAUGGCUUCGGAAAUACUAGAGGUGAAUCUCUACAACGACAAGAAAACAGGGAAACGAAGCACUUUUCUAGGAAAAGUGAAACUAUCCGGAAGCACGUUUGUGAAGUCUGGUUCCGAAACGGUUGCGUACUAUCCGUUAGAGAAGAGGAGCGUAUUCUCUCAGAUCAAAGGAGAACUCGGUCUCAAAGUUUGGUACGUGGAUGACCCACCGGAAACAGAAAACACAGGUGAGCAGAAAGCAGAGUCAGCACCACCGGCAGAGGAGAAGCCGCCCGAGAAUUUAGAAGGAGAGAUAAAGGAAGAUGAGCCAGAAAAAAAUAAGCCAGAUGAGAAUAAACCAAAAGAAGAACCAACAGCUGAAAAGCCAAAAGAGGAGGUUCCAGAGGAAACGGCGUCUCCAAAACAGGAGGUGUCAAAUCCUUCGAUUGGGCAGACAGAGAAGCCGAAACAGGGGAAUGAAAGGCACCCCGAAGUUUUAAAGUGCACGGAUCUGAAUGUGAGCAAUGGUGAACUGCGUUCUCUGAGUAGCGAUAGAAGCCGCAGCGCUUACGACCUCGUAGAUCCCAUACCAUUUUUAUAUGUUCGAGUCGUCAAGACCAAGCGAGCCAGACUGUAAACUGGUUCGACCGUUUACGCGAAUCUUUCGAUUGGGACGCGGAGCGUGAAGACUAAAAGCGAGACAGAGAGCAAGGACUGGGAUCAAGUUUUCGCCUUCGAUAAAGAGGGUCUUAACUCGACAUCGUUAGAGGUUUCAGUUUGGUCAGAGGUAAAAGAAGGAGAAGAAAAGAGCGAGAGUUGUCUCGGGACGGUAUCCUUUGAUCUUCAAGAGGUGCCUAGAAGAGUUCCUCCCGAUAGUCCGCUGGCUCCGCAAUGGUACACUCUGGAGUCAGAAACCACGCCUGGAAAUGAUGUCAUGCUCGCGGUUUGGAUCGGGUCUCAGGCCGACGAGGCUUUUCAGGAGGCUUGGCUGUCCGAUUCCGGUGGAUUGUUACCUGAGACGCGAGCUAAAGUGUAUCUGUCUCCCAAGCUUUGGUAUCUGAGGUUAACGGUCAUCCAAACCCAGGAUUUGAAAUUUGCCUCUGAAACCGAGGCUAAGGUUCGAACUCCAGAGCUCUGCGUUAAGGCUCAGCUCGGCGCCCAGGUUUUUAAAACAGGGAGAACCUCAUCCGGCUCGGCUAACCCAACGUGGAACGAGGACCUCGUGUUAGUAGCAGCCGAGCCGUUUCAGCCCUUUCUUGUUUUAAUAGUGGAGGACGUGUCAAAUUCGAAAACAGUUGGGCAUGCGAAAGUCCACGUGGCAACCAUCGAGCGGAGAACUGACGAUCAAAUUGAGCUGAAAUCCAGAUGGUUCAACCUAUACAGCGAAGACGAGAGUCGUUCGUAUGCAGGCAGGAUUCACGUCCGAGUAUGCCUGGAAGGUGGGUAUCACGUGAUAGACGAAACGGCUCACGUCACCAGCGAUGUUCGAGCCUCGGCCAAACAACUCACAAAGCCCCCUAUCGGUUUGCUAGAGGUUGGGAUUCGUGGCGCGACAAACCUUCUUCCUGUCAAGACCAUUGAUGGAACACAUGGCACCACAGACGCUUUCGUGGUGGCCAAAUACGGUCCCAAAUGGGUCCGAACACGAACUAUUAUGGACCAGUUCAACCCGCGAUGGAACGAACAAUACACUUGGGAUGUUUACGACCCUUGCACGGUGCUCACCAUUGGAGUGUUUGAUAACGGGAGAUACAAGACUGGGGAAGACGGAAAACCUAACAGAGACUGUCGAAUUGGGAAAGUUCGUGUGCGGUUGUCCACACUGGAGACGAACAGGGUAUACGCAAACUCGUACUCCUUGGUCGUUCUGUUGCCAGGUGGUGCGAAGAGAAUGGGAGAGAUAGAGAUUGCGGUGAGAUUUUCAUGUUCCUCAUGGUUGAGUCUCAUACAGGCCUACGCAAGCCCAAUUUUACCACGAAUGCACUACGUUCGUCCGUUUGGCCCUGCCCAGCAAGACAUCUUGCGCCAAACAGCCAUGAGGAUAGUAACGGCGAGGCUGGCCCGGUCCGAACCGGCUUUGGGUCAGGAAGUUGUUCAGUUCAUGUUGGACUCUGAUACGCACAUGUGGGGCAUGAGGCGUAGCAAGGCGAACUGGUUCAGAGUGGUGAGAUGCCUCUCACGUGCGGCGACGCUACUAGGUUGGGUGGAUGGGAUCCGCACGUGGGUACACCCUCCAAUGACGCUUCUGGUCCACAUGCUGCUUGCAGCGACCGUACUGUGUCCAUACCUAGUGCUUCCCACUGUAUUCUUGUGCGCAUUUCUGAUUUUACUGUUGAGAUUCCGUUACAGACAGAGGGUCCCUGGAAACAUUGAUGUGAGGAUGUCAUACGUGGACAUGGUGAGCCUGGACGAGCUGGACGAGGAGUUCGACGGGUUCCCGACGACGCGCCCAGCGGAGGUGGUUAAGAUGAGGUACGACAGGGUGCGCGCGGUAGCGGGGAGGGCGCAGACAUUGCUAGGUGACGUGGCGGCACAGGGGGAGCGCUUGGAAGCUCUGUUUAGCUGGCGGGACCCACGUGCCACGGGGAUAUUUGCGGUGGUCUGUUUGAUGAUGUCGUUGCUGUUCUACGCGGUGCCGUUUAGGGGCCUUGUGUUGGUGGCUUUGUUCUACUACCUUCGCCACCCAAGGUUCCGCGACGACAUGCCGUCUAUUCCGACAAACUUCUUCAGGCGACUUCCGUCCUUUUCUGAUCAGAUUAUGUGAUGACAAAUAUAUUUUAUUUAUAAUUUUUUGUUGA
Molecule: messenger RNA, 2977 nt
Organism: Vigna umbellata (rice bean)
Lineage: Eukaryota; Viridiplantae; Streptophyta; Magnoliopsida; Fabales; Fabaceae
Product: C2 calcium/lipid-binding plant phosphoribosyltransferase family protein
Source: RefSeq, a predicted model, not a curated record